This is a messenger RNA of Mollisia scopiformis, 562 nucleotides long. RefSeq lists its product as uncharacterized. The transcript has 2 exons. Bases 119 to 556 code for a protein of 145 amino acids. The record is from RefSeq and is a predicted model, not a curated record. Lineage: Eukaryota; Fungi; Ascomycota; Leotiomycetes; Helotiales; Mollisiaceae.
GGAGGAUUGCAGCUGUUCUUCCUCUGCGACCGCAGUGGCUACCUCAUCUGCUCCAGUCAUCCCUACGACUAGCAGUGCCAUUACUUCUGUAGUGGUCCCCAAGCCAACCUCUUCUACAAUGGUGGCUCCUAAACCAACCACUUCUACCAUGGUUGCCCCGAAGCCAACUUCUUCUACAGAAGCGUCUCCCAAGCCAACUUCUUCUGCUGCAGCUAGCCCCGUGACUAGCGACUGCACCACAUCUGCUACAGCUGUGGCCACCAAGCCGACGUCUGCGGCUCCAUCCGGCCCCGCGUCCACUUCCACGGCUGGAUCUUGCGCCUACACUUGUACUGGCAGUGGCGGAAUUAUUGAUGCCCUGAACUGUGUUAAUGUCUUGACUGGUGUUCCAAUCGUGGUCCCCAUCACUGUUGGCUCGAAGGUCGUGGAGAGAGAGGAAGCUGCUACUCCAGUUACGUAUUGUUGCAAGCCCGAUAGUCAGCUGUUGAACUUGAUUACCUGUCUUGAUGUCGCGACUGGAACAUCUCUCUUGUUGCCUAUCACUCUUUUCCCAUAGGUAGUG